CUGAGCAAAUAAAACAACCUGGUGACAGCAGACUUAGCUCUCUGCACAAACUGGUACGGCACACAGAGACUGUUUUCUACUGAAUUUUAUUUAAAAUCUUUUCUUAUAAAGAAACUGCUGACUGGAUAUUUAGGAUGGACAGGCAAAAUGCAGAUAGUGCUUUUGAAGAUGCAAGAUAUGUUUCGCAUCCUCCCUAUCCUGUUGCACCGUACCCCCAAGGACAACCUUAUCCCGAUCCAUCUGUAUCUACCAAGCUGCACUCCACAACAUCUCUGCCUCAACAGCAAUUCCAUCCCUAUCAACAGGGAAUGGGGUAUCCUAACCAAGAUCAUUUUCAGUGGAACACUACUGGCCCUCAACCACCUCACGAAUAUCCAGUCUACUCUCCCCAGCCUCUGCCAUGCUACCCACCAGCAAACUCACCAUCAGCCUUCUCUAAAGGACCCCCAUCUGCAGAAGACGGACUUCCAGAAUACCAGCAUGGUUUUGAAAAUCAAACAGAAGAUUCUUUCUCAGACAAAGUCAUGCGAAGAGCUUUUAUCAGAAAAGUUUAUAUCACUUUGAUGAUUCAGCUAGCCAUUACAGUUGGAAUCAUCUGCAUAUUUAUUUACUGGGAAACUGCAAGAAAUUGGGUCUAUUAUCAUUCUUGGUUUUGCUAUGCUUUGUUUCCAAUAACAUUCGUCCUGGUUAUUCUUUUUGCCUGCUGUGACAAUAUCCGACGGAAAGUUCCAGUAAACUUCAUAUGCCUUGCCUUCUUUACAAUUGUGGAAGGUAUGAUGUUGGGAGCAGUUUCAGCGCUCUUUGGUGCAGAUGAAGUGAUGUGGGCAGUUGGAGCCACAGCAUUUGUAGCAUUUGGUCUGUCCUUGUUUGCUCUUCAGUCCAAAUGGGACUUCACAAUGGGACUUGGAAUACUCUGGGCAAUUUGUCUUGUUCUGCUGUCGUUUGGACUUCUCUGUGCAAUUAUACGAUCAUAUUGGUUGAACAUAGUCUACGCAUCUCUCGGAACACUGAUCUUUGCUAUUUACUUAGUGGUGGACACACAGCUGAUGCUUGGAGGAAAACAUAAGUACAGCUUGAACCCAGAGGAGUACAUCUUUGCAGCACUAAAUCUGUACCUAGAUAUUGUCAACAUCUUCCUUUUUAUCCUAUCAAUAAUUGGACUUUCUCGUUAACACUGAUAACUGACUUCCUGAAUGAAAUACUGAAAAGUAUAAAAUAAUUGAACUGAAUGCUGCAGCAUAAUAAAAUAAAACAAUAAAUAAAAAGUGCUGUUAUAUAUAUAUAUAUUUGUAUACUUCAGACUAUGCUCAUUACAUCACAAAACAAAAUUUAGAUUAUUUUUGCACAUUCUGCAUACU
This is a messenger RNA of Protopterus annectens (West African lungfish), 1358 nucleotides long. RefSeq names its product protein lifeguard 1-like. Gene Ontology annotation, cellular component: membrane. The transcript is spliced from 10 exons. NCBI's taxonomy places the organism in Eukaryota, Metazoa, Chordata, Ceratodontiformes, Protopteridae. The coding region runs from base 135 to 1172 and encodes 345 amino acids. The record is from RefSeq and is a predicted model, not a curated record.